UUGCAAAAAAUCCCGACCACUAACAGCACACGAAUAGCAGUUUAUCGACCAUCACCAACUAGAAGUUCCCGUCUUACUACUAUUGGCAAAACCGAGGAUCCUGUCCAGAAUAUCACAACGUUCAACUGGCUUCCAUCAACCAUCACCUCCACCUUAACCUCAGACGAUUCGUGGGUUUUCAAUGAUUUCACAAUUGUCACCGCUUUGAUAGACAUCGGUAGAGGUGAAUGGGAUCGCUACCGUCGACCACUUGAGCAAUAUCACUUCUUCAUGGAGAACCUGCUCUCACUACAGAACAACAUGGUUAUAUUCACCGACAAAGCUAGCUACGAUUUUAUACAUAAGUAUAGGAAAAAUAUGGGUGAAAUGCAUCGAACGAAGAUCCACUUAGUAACGCUCGGCGAUUUGCCACUUUCAAGUCACCUCGAUGUCGCCAGCAAACUAAUAGAAGAAGAACACCGUAAUGAGCAGCUGUGGCGCUAUAACUGGGACCCGGCUAUGAAGGACCAUCCUGAAUCAAAAAGUGCCGAGUAUGAUGUGCUAGUCAACUCAAAGUCGUAUUUCCUCUAUAACGCUUCAUUAGAAGACCCGUUCGCCACGGAAUUCUUCGUUUGGAUUGAUGCAGGGUACGGUCACGGCAACCAGAGUGUAUUUCCAUAUAACAACAAAUGGAAACCACGAUUUCCGAAAAACAGGAUCUCUCUCAUUAAGGUAUGUACGGCAAUCCUUCAUUUUCAUUCACUGUUUCACUUAUUUAUUUUACGCGAUCCAUCAUCACAACUCCUGUGCGGUUCUCAGCACUUGCAUUCGAUUCAUUUUUCCUACAUUCAUCGUCCACAUGAGCAAAGUCAGGAAGACCGACAUAAAUCGACUGAUGACUGGGUCCGUGUCAUUCGCGCAAGAAAAUUCCGUAACGAAAUAUCGGUGGCCUAG
Molecule: messenger RNA, 933 nt
Organism: Angiostrongylus costaricensis
Lineage: Eukaryota; Metazoa; Nematoda; Chromadorea; Rhabditida; Metastrongylidae
Source: the annotation of a GenBank genome assembly